CCCAACCGAUGAUUCAUGAAUUGGAAAAUUUGAAUUUUAUUUGCUUUUUCCUAAUGUUAUUGAAUUUAGUUGAAGUUUAUUUGAGUCAUGGAGAGUGAUUAUGAUUGUUUGAUAGUUUUGAAAAUUCCUUGUAGGAUCUGUAAUCUGCUUAAAAUUUCUAUUAUAAUGUAACCUCCUUUUCUGUUUCUCCUUGCCCUAAUAUUUUGUUUCAUCAUAAUGCUAUAUAUAACUUCGUUCAGCACACUACAUGUCGUGAAUUUUUUGAUUUUAUUUCAUUAUGCUACUGGUGCCUUAAGACCUCGUGGUGUGCCUUUGCCAACAAAAAUAUUUUACGAUCCAAGUCAACAGUUUCGUUGUUUAGAUGGAUCAGGAUCAUUUCCUUUCCAUUUUGUAAAUGAUGACUUUUGUGACUGUGAUGAUGGAUCUGAUGAGCCAGGAACAUCUGCCUGUGCAAAUGGUGUUUUUAGCUGCUUGAAUCAUGGACAUAAAGCAGUCACUUUGCCAUCCUCUAGGGUGAAUGAUGGCAUUUGUGACUGUUGUGAUUCAAGUGAUGAAUACAAUAGCCCCGUUGACUGCUUCAAUCAUUGCAAAGAACUCGGGCAAGAAGCAUAUGAUGCUGCUAAAAAAGUGCAUGAUAAUUUUUUGAAAGGUCAAGAAAUUAGAAAUGAAUAUAUUAAACUUGGGAAGGAAAAGAAAGAAGAAUAUCAGCUUCUUUUAGAUGAAUUGCUAAAGCAAGAGGCUGAGGCAAUUAAUGUGAAAAAUGAAAAACAAGAUGAAAAAGAAAAUGCUGAAUCAAGAGAAAACAUUAUUCUCAGCAAGGAAAGGGAAUUUAAGAAAGCACAGCAAAAGCGCAUUGCUGCUGAAAGACGCUUACUGCUCGAACAUCAGCAGCAAGAAGAAGCCGAAGGUGUGAAAGCCUUUUCAGAACUUGAUUUAAACAAGGAUGGAAAGCUUACUCUAGCAGAAGUUAAAUCUUGCAUUCGUUUUGAUUAUGACGGUGAUGGUAAAGUGUCCAACAAUGAAGCGCAGUUUUAUAUGCAUAAAAAAGAGGAAAUGAAAUUAGAGGAUUUCUUAGCUUCUGGAUGGAAGAUAAUGAAGCCUGCAUUCACCAUUCAUGAAGCUAAUGAGGAGCCUCCCAAAGUGAAGCCUGUUGAUGAUUCACGAAGUCCAAAGCCUGAAGUUAAAGAAGAUAAAGAACCAGAGCACCCACAAGUAAUUGCAAAUUCAACUGAGAAGGAUGAUAUUUUGAAAGAUGCUGCAAUGGCCAGGAAAGAAUUUGCUGAUGCAGAUAAGCUAGUACGAGACAUCCAAGCUGAAAUUUGGCUUUUGAAAAGAAAAUUAAAAGCUGAUUUCGGUGAAGAAGACGAAUUCCUGGUCUUGGAAAAUGAAUGCUUUGAGUUUUCCGAGAAGAAGUAUCUCUACAAAUUAUGUCCCUUUGACAAAGUGGUCCAAAUGGUUAAAGUUAACCAAGAUGAAGCACUUCUUGGGCUUUGGGACAUGUGGAGUGGUCCAGAUGAUGACCCUCACCAACAAAUGAAGUAUUCUCGGGGAGCUUCUUGCUGGAAUGGGCCAACUCGUUCCUCUCAGGUGAAUCUUAAAUGUGGAACUGAAAAUAAAGUGACUUCAGUUAUUGAAUCCUCGCCAUGUACUUAUGUAUUUGAAUUUACCACACCAGCAUCAUGCAAAAAAAUACCAGACUAUAUAAAUGAUGUUCUGAAAGAUGAUGUUGUAUUUCUUUAGUUACAAGUAAAGUAUGUUCAAAUGGAUAGUCAAUUUACCCUGAGCUAUUGCAGAUCACUUUUCCAUUUUUUAAAUUAUUGUUGCUGCUCUUCAUUCACUCCUGUUGUCUCCAAAAAUUUAAAUAUUUGUUCAUGUGCCUAAAGUGUUAGAUAUGAAUGAUUAAACAGUUCUGUCUAUUUUUAAAGUAAAUAUAUAUUGUAAACUCAUUAAUGUUUAAAUAUAUUGCUAUAAUAAAAUGUUGAGCAGUUGUUAUUUGUUACAAAUAUAUGUCCAUUUGUUGGUGUAAUGUUGUUGUUCAAAUUGUAACAAAUGUCUUUUUUUAUUUUUUAAAUGCUGGUCUAGAUUUUUGUGAGAAAUACUGAAUUUCUUCAUAAGAGCUUUAUGUUUGUUUUUUGUGAUAUGUUGACAAGCCUUCCACAUUUACACAAAUUAUAACUAUGAACGUGUUUGGAACAAUAAUUCUCAACCAUUGGUUUGGCACUAGUCUUCAGAAAAUUUUGAUCAGUCCUCAGAUUUUAGCCUGUGCAAAAAAAGAAGUUUUCGGAUUGGAAAAACACAUAAAUUAGUUGUGUGGAAAUUUGUUUGUCAAAACUUUGGGAUAAAGAAUCCAUACUUUUGUUUUAGAAGGUUUGUGACAUUAUAGUGUACUUACACUUGUUACAUUUGUUAAAACUAGAGUAGGCUUAUUAGUUGUUUUUAUUUUAUUUCUUAAUUAUUUUUUAAAGGUUUGGAGAUAUCAAGAAAAAUUAUUAUUUGCCCUGAUAUUUGCAUAUUGUUAUAAAUAAAUGAUAGGGUAAAUAAUAUUACAGUAGACUCGGCUUAAUAGGAUCAGAAUUUGUGUUAUCAAUUGCUUAUUGUUAUCAAAACUACUCGGUUUCGAUUUUCUCUAUUUUACAUGUAUUCUUUUCUAUACUCUAUUGUAUAUUAUCACUUUAUGUUAUCAUUAGAUUGUUUAAUGUCAUCAAUUUUA
Molecule: messenger RNA, 2710 nt
Organism: Uloborus diversus
Lineage: Eukaryota; Metazoa; Arthropoda; Arachnida; Araneae; Uloboridae
Product: glucosidase 2 subunit beta-like
Exons: 16
Coding region: 217-1740 (507 amino acids)
Biological process (GO): N-glycan processing
Cellular component (GO): glucosidase II complex
Molecular function (GO): calcium ion binding
Source: RefSeq, a predicted model, not a curated record